ACUUUCCUGCAGAAGUCACGUGAAGCAGGUAGCCUAUGGCGGCGCGGGGGCGUAGUUGCCGAAGAAGACGGAGCCCCGGCAAAGGCUCGGGCUCGGCCUUGGCUCCCGGCUCCGGCUCCGCCGCAGACCCCGUCGCCCUCCCGCUCCCGCUCCCGGUGCCAGAGGCGAUGGAGGCCGUCCUGGGACCCAGCGCCCUGGCUCGGCUCCGCUGGGGCUCGGCCUUCUGCUCCAUCGCGGCCGGAAACUUGGGAGCCUUCGGGGCCGCCUUCGCCAAGCUGGCCCUGAAGCCGACGUUCCGGAGCCUGGAGGGGACGGACGAACAGGAGCUCCCUUACCCGCCCGCCAUGCAGGCCUGGCUGACCCUGAUGUUCCGGCUGAUGGCCUUUUCUUUGAUGAUUGUCAGCAACUCCCUCAUGUGGGCCUUCUUUUCCAAGGCGCUCAGUAUUUCUACAUCUUCUGCCACCGCCUCGCUGACAAUGACUGCUUCUAACAUCAUUGCCUCGGCCUUCCUGGGUUACCUGUUGUAUGGAGAGUACUGCGCCGUGAUGUGGUGGGCUGGAGUCGUCCUCAUCCUCUAUGGACUCGCACUGAUGCACUUAAGCUCGGCCGCUGAAGAGGAGCUGGAGGAAAAGAAGAACCAGUAGGGACAGACCCGCAAGCCAACGUUCCUCGUGCUCUCGUCAGCCCUCCCAAACCCCAGGCCUCCAGAGGGCCACUGAGUUCUGGGGAGCAGUGUUGUCCCAUUGUUGUUGUUGUUGUUUUAAUUCCUAUCCAUGGAAGAAACCAGUGCUAGAUACCAUCUGAUUGAUUCAUGCUUUAAGGAUCUCUUCAGGCAGGGCGUGCUUGUGCCACUAGGCCUCUGGCAAGUGCAUUUUGCCUCUAACUCAGUUGAGAAAUUCCGCUAGAAGUCUAGAAACCCCAGGGAGAAAGCAUUGUUCUUGCUGGAGUUGAUGUUCAGAUGUUCCUUGUGCCCAGGGGACAGAUGUCAGGAAGAGGCUUUGCCUCUGGUGAGUGUUUCUCCUUGGGGCAUCCUAGACAGAAUGGAGAAGGCUGACCUUGGGAUUGACCUUGGGUCCGAGUUUGUCUUGCUUUCUCUCUCUGUGGAGCUCCAGUGACACCAGUAGUAUGUUUAUCACAAACCAUAAAUCUUAAUUGAAUGGGGAUUUAUGGUCAGUUGGUGUUGCUAUGUGCCAAUAACAACUGCUAAGCACCUAGGCUAGACAAGGCUCUGGAAACCAAACUAGUGAGAAGAUGCCAUUCCCUGCCAUUGAGGGAUAUGCAGUCUGUUUGAGAGGGGACAAAAAAGAAUGAUACUGGUUAGAAAGUGAUAAAAGCACCCCCCCCAAAAAAGGAGGGAAGGGAUAAAAGCAAAGAAAAGAUCUAAGACCAGGGUUUCUUAACCUUUUUGGGGACAUUGGCAGGCUGGUGAAGCCUAUGGAUCCCUUCUCAGAAUAAGAUUUUAAAAACAAUAAAACAAAAUACAUAGAAUUAGAAAAGAAACUCAAUUGGAAUGCAGUUAUAAAAAAUUAGAACAAACAAACAAAUACAUGGAUGCCCAGUUUAAGAACCCUUAAUCUAAGACAAUGUGCCAUACAACAUUUAAGGAGGGUGCCCAGGUUAAGACCCCCUAGUCUAAGACAAUGUGCCGUAAAAAAUUUGAGGAGGAAGAAGUCCCUUUCAGCUAGGGAGGGAUCAGGGAAGGCUUCACAGAGGAGGUGGUUGCUGAGCUGGGUCAUAAAGAGGAUUUCAGGAAGAAGAGAUAUGGAGGAAUUGAGUUACAGGUAGGGAAAAGAGCCUUGGCAAAUGGAAGAGGAGAAUGAGGAGCAGGUAGUUGUCUAGUUUGUGUGGAGAUAGACUUCAUGGAAGAAGGUAGUAUGAAACAAGGCUGGACAGGGAGGUAGGAGCCAGACCAUAAAGGACCCUAAAAUGCCAGGUGCACCUGCUACAGGGUCUCCUAACCCCCAAGUAUUUAUUAACCUCCUACUGUGUGCCAAGCACAGUGCUAAGUAUUAGUGACAUCAAGACAAAAAUGAACCAUCCCAACUUGUUAGACAAGUACAGAUAUGACUGUAGACUGUAUAAAGUACUUAAAUAUAAAUCUAUACAAAGUGGUUGUAGACUCUACUCCCUAUCACCCCUCCACUCCCAUGCCUUCAAAGGAGAAUCUGCAUUUCCUCAUAAUUCUUUUAUAGAACUUUCAGUUCUGAGAUUGAUUUGAACACCCCCAAAGUACAUUAGGGAGGCUCUACACAGUCUGGCUCCCAUCUUCCUCUUCAGCUAUAAAAGAACAGUCACCCCAAGAAGGAAAACAUAAGCAAGGAGAUUGUUCAGAGAAGGAUGGAAUAUGAUUAUAA
Molecule: messenger RNA, 2354 nt
Organism: Trichosurus vulpecula (common brushtail)
Lineage: Eukaryota; Metazoa; Chordata; Mammalia; Diprotodontia; Phalangeridae
Gene: TMEM42
Product: transmembrane protein 42
Exons: 3
Coding region: 36-644 (202 amino acids)
Source: RefSeq, a predicted model, not a curated record